AUGGGGAAUCCAUGGAAUAAGCCGGAUCAUGUCCCGAUCCUGCACCCGGAAGAUUUCAAUGCUAUUUCAAGAGACGGGAUCUCCAUUGAUCUGAACUUGGACAGAGUUAGAGCUAACAUGGAGAUGCUUGACCGAGCAGUGGUGGGGAAGAUUCUAGGUAGAAGAGCUUCGUUCUUCUUGUUGAAAUAUGAGAUCCAAAGACAAUGGGGAAGGUUUAGAGAGUUUCAGCUCACCUCUUUGGGUGCGGAUUGCUUUAUAUGUAUUUUUACUUAUGUGGAAGCUAGAAAUGAAGUGCUAAGGGGCGGCCCCUGGUUUAUUGGUGGCAAUCUGGUGGGAUUGGAUAGGUGGACACCCAAUUUCUCCCCUGCUUCUAUGGAGGGAUUGUCGUCUCCGGUUUGGAUACGAUUACCCAAUCUCCCAUUGCAAUAUUGGGAUGAAUGCAACAUUGCUCGGAUCACCACGAAGAUCGGUACUCCUUUAUGGAUUGAUGCAUUGACAGCAAAUUGUGGAAGAAGAGAGUAUGCUCGGGUAUGUGUGCGGAUGAAUUUGGCAAAUAAACUCCAGGCGGGAGUGUGGGUCAAUGGAUGGAACGGGAGGUUUUAUCAGAAGGUGGAAUACGAAGGCAUUGGCAUUAUGUGCUUCGGCUGUGGUAAAAUUGGCCAUUGGAGGGAUCAUUGUCCUUUGAAGGAUGGUGGUCAUGGGGAUGUCGGAAUGAGGAAGGCAGGAGAGCAGUUGAAACAGAGUGAGCCAAUGGUGAAGAACCCCGAGCAAUCCUCAGGAAGGAUUGAGCGAGCUGAGAAGGUGCAAACCAAGACAGUUACUCAUCCUGUGAUCAAAAUUGAAGGAGGUGGUCAUAGCAAGGGGGGAGACAGCAGAAUUAUGGAAGGAGGGAAGGAUGUUAAGCAGGGAGCUAUUGCCGGAACUUCCAUUGGGAAGGAAUGUGAUCAGGAGAAUGAUGAGGAGGUGGGACCGUGGAUUCAGGUUCCCCCUCGACGAAGAAGGAAUAUGAGACCUUCUGGGAGGAAUUUUGUUGGUAACAACAAUAGACAAUUACAGAGUAAUUCCAAACAAGUUGAUUUGGGGAAGGUUGAAGCUCCUCAGAGCACUCUGAGACCUACUCAUAAGCAGAACAUGAUGGGAUUUAAGAAACCUUUACCCUUCACGGCAUGUAUGCCACUUCCCUUGCCAAGAACCAAUCGAUUUAAGUUUAUUAAAGAACUUAGUCAAUUGGGACCUAUUACGGAGUUUUCAAGGAAAAGGAGGAAGGAAAUGACAGACAUCACUAAUGGUGGAGAGGAUUCUCCUAUUGAUUCUGGUGGUGGGGACGCUUCCCCAUUUGUUUUUUAA
This is a messenger RNA of Dendrobium catenatum, 1347 nucleotides long. RefSeq lists its product as uncharacterized. The record is from RefSeq and is a predicted model, not a curated record. Gene Ontology annotation, molecular function: zinc ion binding; nucleic acid binding. The transcript has a single exon. Lineage: Eukaryota; Viridiplantae; Streptophyta; Magnoliopsida; Asparagales; Orchidaceae. Bases 1 to 1347 code for a protein of 448 amino acids.